Geodia barretti is the source of this 5206-nucleotide messenger RNA. Lineage: Eukaryota; Metazoa; Porifera; Demospongiae; Tetractinellida; Geodiidae. The record is from the annotation of a GenBank genome assembly.
AAACAUUCCGAGAGCUCGGCACUUCGCGGAGCGCAACAGCACGACGAUCCUAGCUAGCUAAGCAAGCGAUCGCUUCAGUGAAUCGAUCUUUCUAGUGCACAUGCAAACGUGCGCUAUGUCCUAACAAAAGCGGCCUGACGAACGACGGGAAUUCGAAAUGGUCGAAACUUCUCUCUUUCCGCGGCCGCACUUUGCGACGUUUCUCCGGUCGGACGACGACGUGGAUCCGCUCAGCUACUACCACUACCAGCGACUGCAGCGGAUGCAGAAGGUGGCGCGGCUGCAGGAGCGUCGCUCCAAGUCCCACGAGCCAGGCUACAAGAAGACCACGGCCCUCGCACACGUCCAAACUUCACCGGCGCUCCGGCCUAGUGACGACAAAAGUCGACAAAUUUUUGUAAAGCCGAGUCUGAGGCGCGACACAGCAGAAAUUACACAAGCUCGAAAACAACUCGAGCCUGCGCCGCAACCCGUGCCAUCGCAGGCGGAAAAGUUCGCUGAAGAAAAAAGAGUGUCGGUGUCUGUAGUCGCGGCGGCAAAGCCGGAGCGAGGAUAUGGGGCCGGAGGAAGAAGAGAAGAGGGAGAGACGGAGCUAAAACGCUUUCAGACGGAGCGAACCUCCCAGCCAGCGGUGAGGAGAUUCAGCAGACCAGCGAAAUCAGCACAAGGCAUGCAGCAGCGUUCUUUGCCAAGCAAAACUUCGCUUCUCCCACGACCCAAGACAGCAGGAGUUGUGACUAGGGACGUGGGGACGCUAACCAUCUCUGGCCCCACAGCAGCUAGGAAAACUGACGAGGACGGUACAAAAGUAGUUGACCUUGACUCCAUGGGGGAGGAAGAAAAUGCUAGCUUAGUGAGUGUGGAGAAAAUGAAGGAAAACAUGGCACGGAGUUAUCACUGGACCUCAGCCACAAAGAGAGCCUACAAUGAGGUGGAUUGGUCGGAGCGAGCCACUCCAGCCCCUCCUCCCCCGGUCUCCACAGUGGAGCAUUUUCCUGACCCCGUCUCUCAGAAACUCACCUUCAGACGAUACCACAGCUGCCCCGAGCCUUGGCAGGGAGAUCCCGCUGGAGGAAGAUCCGUCUCCGUUCAGACGGACGUCGCCACUGUCAAAGACCAUAACACUGUUACGGCCCUGCCCUUACUAGUACUGGGUCUCGCCAUGGAAGAUGUUGUUACGGCCGCUGGCGUCGAAACAGGUCUCUUGCUCCCUGACAAAACCAGUCAGACAAGUUUUACUGGUCCGGUGGCCGGCAGUCCCAGUGACAGUGGUGCCAGCUCUGCUUCCUUCCACACUGCAGCCAGCGGCACGUCCUUUACCUGUGGUGGAGAAAUGGAAGAAGACGCACAACAGCACGGUUCUAGUGGAGGAGAGGAAGCUAAAACUACACCCUCUGAUACCGCUAAUGAUGAUGUCAUGGGUAAUGCGGGUGGGUACACCCCAAGUAAUGAGGUCGUAAUUGGUGCUGUGGGUGGGGUUCAAAAUGGAGGUGGAAAGUGCACUGAUUCUGGUGCUAACACUAGUGACACUGGCACUGAAAAAGCACAACCGACAGCCACAGAGAAGGUAUCAGUGGUACUGAAUGAAGAGCUGAGGCGCAAUCAACAUACAGUGGAAUUGAUGUGCAGCGAUGGAUCAGAGGCGGUGAAACAACCAUCAGGAGAGAUGGUAGAACAAUUGGACUCAGUGAAUCAGGGAGAAAGGAGAAGUAAUGAGUUAGUUCAGCACAGUUUGCUCGCUACGAAUGGAGGGGCAGACAUGUCUGAAAAUCAACUUGAUCGAGUGGUGGAAUUGGGGAACCAGAAAGAAGGAUUAGUUUCUUCUGUGGGAGGUGCCCUGCCUAGGCCACCCACGGUGGAGAAGAGAGAAGGGGAGGCCAUGGAGUAUCAGAACGAAGUAGGAGAAGCAAUGCACCACAAUGAAGACACCGUUGAGGAAGCUGGCAAACAGACUGUGUCACAACAGCUCGUGGUGAAGAGAGAAGAUGAAGAGCCUAUGGAAACAGCUGCCCACAAGACAACCGACAAUACGCCAGAAAUUGUGGAAGAAAGCAAGACGGAGAAGGAAGAUUCUUCGUCGAAAAGCUACGGCGAAUUUGAGAAACCUCCUUUGGAAGAGGAGGAAGGUGGGAGAGGAGAGGGAGAGGGUGCAUCGAGUGUCAGCAGCAGUGGGUACGGGGGGUCCAGAGAUGCCAGUCCAGAGGAAGUGGGCGGAGUCAUCACGGAGGACAUGAAGGAGGAAGAGAAGAGACUGAGGGGGAGAGAAUCGCGGGAACAGAGCGUCGGGGAAGAGGUGGGAGAGCUGUCUCAGAUGAAAGAGUACCAGCGAUACAUGAGACUGCAGCACCUGCUCCAGAAGUCGAGCAUCUACUCCAAGUUUCUGCUGGAGAGAAUGGAGAACCAGGUCCAGAGAAGAAGAAGAACGAGGGAAAGAGGAAGCCGGGCAGGGCAGCUGCUGGCAAGGAUCGUGGGGAGUCAACAGAGGCUCAGUCUCGCAGGAGGAGCACCAGGUCUAGCAAGAAAGAGAAAGGCCGAGGAACCAAUUGAACUCUCUCGUUUCAUGGACAACAAGGGUAAGCUGAAGCAGAUGAAGCUGGACAAAGGGGGCGGAGUCAGUGAAGCCGUGGACACUAGCUCGUCCAAGAAGACUGCGACACCUAACGAGAAUGGAACUGACAAAGAACGUAUGAUCAAUGGAAAGCCGGUCCCGAUGGCCCAGCCUCAGCUGAUGACCGGAGGCAUCAUGAGGCCCUACCAGGUGGUGGGAAUGGAGUGGAUCAAGGUGCUCUACGAGAACGGGGUGAACGGUAUACUGGCUGACGAGAUGGGUCUGGGUAAGACCCUGCAGGUUAUUGCGGUGAUUGCUCACCUGAUAGAGAUGGGGGUGAAGGGGCCUUUUAUAGUGGCAGCCCCUCUCUCAACGCUCCCUAAUUGGGUCUCCGAGUUCAAGAAAUUCACUCCUAAGAUACCAGUGAUCCUCUACCACGGCUCACAGCAAGAGAGAGAGAAGAUGAGGAGGAAGAUGUUCUCACUGAAAAGGAAAAGUAGUGAGUUGGACACUCUACCAGUGGUGGUGACAAGCUACGAGAUAUGCAUGAGAGACCAGCGACACCUCAUGUACCGCAAGUGGAGGUUUCUGGUGGUGGACGAGGGUCACCGCAUCAAGAACCUCAACUGUAAACUCAUCAGAGCCCUCAAGUCGUACGACGCAGCCAACCGUCUCCUGCUCACGGGGACCCCGCUGCAGAACAACCUGGCAGAGCUCUGGUCUCUCCUCAACUUCAUCCUCCCCGACAUCUUUGACGACCUCAACGGGUUCCAGUCGUGGUUUGAUUUCGACGUGAGCGGUGAAGAGACGAGGGAAAAGAUCAUUGCUCAGGAGAGAGAGCAAAACGUCCUAUCAACUCUUCACCAGAUCUUGACACCGUUUCUGCUGCGGAGACUGAAAACGGACGUGGAGUUCUCUCUCCCUCCCAAGAAGGAGGUGGUGGUGUACGCUCCACUCACUUUAGUCCAGCAGAAAUACUACUCUUCUCUACUGGACAGGACCAUCAUGGAAAUGGUGAAGGGAAAGUCGGGCGAUGGUUCAGCGGCAGAGGACUCGACUUUGAAACCAAGACUCAGAACAGCUCGCAGCAAAGGGUAUGCCCAGUUGAGUGAUGACCAAUUUGAGAGCCUCCUCUCGGGAGACAAGAGCUACGAGGAACUGGUGAAACCAGAGGAUGGCAAGAACAACAAACUACCCCUGUCCAAGAGGUCGGCCACCAACAUCAAGCUGACCAAUGUGUGGAUGAUGCUGCGCAAGUGCUGCAACCACCCAUAUCUCCUGGAGUUCCCGAUGACCUCAGACGGAGAGUUCAGAAUCGACGAAGACCUCGUGUCAUCCUGCGGGAAGAUGAUGAUCCUCGACAGACUCCUCCCACUUCUCAUCACGAGAGGACACAAGACCAUAAUAUUCUCCCAGUUCACCACGAUGCUGGACCUACUAGCCGACUACAUGGACCUCAGAUCCAUCGGCUACGGGCGGCUGGACGGACAGAUGCAGUUCAGCGAGCGGCAGACGCAGAUGGCCGUCUUCCAGGGAGACCCUGAUUGCUGGGUCUUCCUCACUAGCACGAGGGCUGGAGGACUCGGGAUUAAUCUCACUGCUGCAGAUACUGUCAUUAUUUACGACUCUGACUGGAACCCGCAGGCGGACCUGCAGGCUCAGGACAGGUGUCACCGGAUCGGACAGACGAAGCCCGUCAUGGUCUACCGACUGGUGACUGCCAAUACAUUCGACCAGAGGAUCGUGGAGAGGGCCAACAGCAAACGCAGGCUGGAGAAAAUGGUCAUUCACAAAGGAAAGUUCAAGGGCUAUUCAGGAGAGGAUCAGCAGCUGUCACUGGAGGACCUCACAUCACUGCUCCAGUCAGUGGACCACGAGACAGUCGUCGAUAGCAGUGAUGUAAUCAUCUCCGACAAGGCCCUUGAGGCCCUGCUUGACCGCAGCGUCAGCACUUCAGGAGAACGGGAGGAGGCGGGGCAGGGACGCAGCAGGGAAAUGGAGGGCGUUUUCAAAGUCAUCCAUGAGCAAAGUUCGUCAGGGAACAACAACACCACCCUGCCUAGUAUCAACACUGCUACUGCUAGUGAAUCAGAGAAUAUGUCUACCGACCAACACAGCAGGGAGGAGGGAGGGAGAGAUGUUGAACAAAAUGUAAGGCUCCACGAGCAAGAUUCAUUGCCCGGCAUCACCGACUGCACCGCAAGUGAAGCGGAGAAUCGGUCAACUGACAAAGACGAAGAGGAGGGAAGGAGGGAGGGGGAACUAGAAGAAACUAUCCACGUACAAAACCCAUUGGGAGUGACAGAACGCAGCAUCACCAACUGCACCACUAGUGAAGCUGAGAAUCGGUCUACCGACAAAGAUGAAGAGGAGGGAGGGAGAGAGGGAGAGAUCAUCACCAACUGCACCGCUAGUGAAACAGAAAGCCACGGUCUGCCUCCUGCUACAGAGAACAGUAAAGUAUCCUCAGUUGAAAAUUCUGAAACAGUUCAACAAUUGCCUCAUGAGUCGUAGAGUUCAUCCCCUGUUCCCAUAAUAGCCUCAUAACUCUCUUCUCUGUGUAUUGGUUUGUAUGGCUCACUAUUCAACCAUAUCACUCCACUUAUAUUUAUCAUGUCGUGCAAUUAUUCACUUAUAACCCUCUGACAAAUACAGCAA